AUGUUACCAUCAUCAAAGCCUUCCAUGCUGUCGAAUAAUGAGAGAAAUUUCAUUCUCUCGACACUCAUGAUUGAAAAGAAGGAGAAUAAAUUAUCGGAUGGAGGAGACUCGUAUCGUAAGAGUGGAUCGAGCACAACAAAAUCAUCAUCAUCACUCAAUACAACUAUUUUACGAGUGGAUGGACGUGAUUUAUAUGAUUACCGAAGUAUUGAAUUCAUGUUACCGAAUUCUACGAAUGACCACAUUUCAAGUCUUGACUCUGUUCAAUCGGGACAAGUUCAAGUCUCUAUCGGAAAUACCAUUGCGUUGGGAGUUGUUUCAUGUUCCGUGAUGGAGCCCUACCUUGAUAGACCCAACGAAGGAUUUUUAACAUUUCAUGUGGAUUUUAGUACUGUUGGUGCUCGACCUGUUGGUUCCAAACAAACUUCACAACAACGAGAAUUAUGCAUUGAAAUUGGAAGAGUCAUUGAUCGUUCACUUCGCGGAUCGCGAGCAAUUGAUACGGAGGCUUUAUGUAUUAUUGCUGGAAGAAAAGUUUGGAGCUUACGUGUGGAUAUUCACAUUCUGCAAGAUGAUGGAAAUGUUUUUGAUUGUUGUCAUUUAGCAGCAAUUGCAUCUUUAUUGCAUUUCAGAAGACCAGAAGUAACGAUUGAAGGUGACCGAAUCAUUGUUCACACAGUUCAAGAUCGACAACCAGUCCCACUAAGUGUUCAUCACAUUCCUAUUUGCACUUCUUUUGCAUUCUUUUAUCAUGAACAUUGCACAUUAUUUGUUGUGGAUCCAGGUAAAAAGGAAGAGAUGAUUGCAGAAGGAUUCAUGACUAUUGCCUUAAAUGCUCAUAAGGAAUUGUGUGCCAUUCAGAAAGGAGGUGGAUUGGCACUGACAAAAGAUCAAAUUUUAGAGUGUGCUCAAAUUGCAUCGGUCAAAUCGAAAGAAAUUACUGAGAUACUGAAACGCUUUUUACAGAAUGAGGAAAGUAAGCGAAUUCAACAAGGAAAAUCAUACUAUGUGAAAUAUGAGGAAGAACCAAUCGACAACAGUAGUCAGGAUGAAAACGACGAAGCUAUUAGUGCCAUUUCUGAUAUAUCUGAACCUUUCUCUGAUAUGGAAGAUGACGAAGAAGAAAACGAAGAAUAA
Messenger RNA from Naegleria fowleri, 1137 nucleotides. RefSeq lists its product as uncharacterized. The transcript has a single exon. Gene Ontology annotation, biological process: U4 snRNA 3'-end processing; TRAMP-dependent tRNA surveillance pathway; nuclear polyadenylation-dependent rRNA catabolic process. The coding region runs from base 1 to 1137 and encodes 378 amino acids. Gene Ontology annotation, cellular component: cytoplasmic exosome (RNase complex); nuclear exosome (RNase complex). The record is from RefSeq and is a predicted model, not a curated record. NCBI's taxonomy places the organism in Eukaryota, Heterolobosea, Eutetramitea, Acrasida, Naegleriidae.